This is a messenger RNA of Bubalus bubalis (water buffalo), 1428 nucleotides long. RefSeq names its product autophagy related 101 (gene ATG101). Lineage: Eukaryota; Metazoa; Chordata; Mammalia; Artiodactyla; Bovidae. The record is from RefSeq and is a predicted model, not a curated record. The coding region runs from base 468 to 1124 and encodes 218 amino acids. The transcript is spliced from 3 exons. Gene Ontology annotation, cellular component: phagophore assembly site. Gene Ontology annotation, biological process: autophagosome assembly; autophagy.
CCAGACAGGGAUUCUGGGAGGUGGGAGACAGUUCUAGCCGUGUGGCCCUUGUUCUGUGCGAGCGCGGGCGCGCCUCGAACUCCCGGGCCGGGCCAGGCUGGGCGCGGGGCUCCGCUGCUCCCGCGUCCCUGGACCGUGGAGGUUCGCCGGCACUGGCGGCGGGAGAAACUUAACCCGGACGGGAAGUCCUUCCUGCGUCCGACAGCGUCUCUCGAUGCGGAGCCGAAUAACUUUGUGUUUUUGCGUUCAGCCUGUCUCUUGCGGCUCGUGGCGCGCGGGGAGGUUUCGGCGUACCUGCGGAGAUCGUACCUGCGGAGGACGUACCUGUGCGUGAGGAGGAGAAAGGGCAAGAUCCAGCCUGAGUGACCCGCUGCCAGCCUCUCCGCGUAAGGGUGGCCCCUGGGUGGGGUGAAGCUCCACCGUCUUUCCUCUGGUCCCUGACCUCAGCGUGGGCCACCGACUGCAAGAUGAACUGUCGAUCGGAGGUGCUGGAGGUGUCGGUCGAGGGGCGGCAGGUGGAGGAGGCCAUGCUGGCCGUGCUACACACGGUGCUCCUGCACCGCAGCACCGGCAAGUUCCACUACAAGAAGGAGGGCACCUACUCCAUCGGCACCGUGGGCACCCAGGAUGUGGACUGCGACUUCAUCGACUUCACCUACGUGCGUGUCUCCUCGGAGGAGCUGGACCGCGCUCUGCGCAAGGUCGUCGGGGAGUUCAGGGAUGCUCUGCGCAACUCUGGGGGCGACGGGCUGGGGCAGAUGUCCCUGGAGUUCUACCAGAAGAAGAAGUCUCGCUGGCCGUUCUCCGACGAGUGCAUCCCCUGGGAAGUGUGGACGGUCAAGGUGCAUGUGGUGGCCCUGGCCACGGAGCAGGAGCGGCAGAUCUGCCGGGAGAAGGUGGGGGAGAAGCUCUGCGAGAAGAUCAUCAACAUCGUGGAGGUGAUGAACCGGCACGAGUACCUGCCCAAGAUGCCCACGCAGUCAGAGGUGGACAACGUGUUUGACACGGGCUUGCGGGACGUGCAGCCCUACCUCUAUAAGAUUUCCUUCCAGAUCACCGAUGCCCUGGGCUCCUCCGUCACUACCACCAUGCGCAGGCUCAUCAAAGACACCCUGGCCCUCUAGGUCUCUCCAGGGCCUCGGUGCUCCUUGAUGGUUUAUGGACCUUGGCUUCUGGGGAUCGUACUGUUAGGCCCUUGGGGCUCUGGAACCCGCUCUGGGUCCUUGAUGAGACUUGGAAGGGCCGCCCUGGCUUCCUCGUGGCGUGGUUGCCAGUCUCUGGUCGUCCUUGUCACCUUCACUGACGGUCAAGUCUGGCCUGCACUGUCUCUCCAUACUCCUGGUUUUGGGGGGGGGGGGGCGGGGUUCCCCUUUCCUAUACUGUACAGAGGAGGCAUCACUAGGAUGGUGAAUAAAGCUGAGAAUGUGA